CGGGCCGAACGCGCUGCUAAGGAGAAGCUGGCUUAGGUCGAAGCGAGCCCGAGGGCUGUCAGGGAGCUGCGACGAGCCGAGGAGCUGCCCGGAGUCCCCCACAGCUCCCCCUCGCUCAGUCCAAGGACAGGUUAAAGUUCGACACAAAGAGACCCAGGGUCGGGCUUUCCCUCGAAAGUCUCUGCCCUGCCCUUGGCUUCCGAGGACAAAGAGCUCCCGAGGGACAGGCACGCUGGGGGCGCUGAGGCCGGCCAUGGUCAUGGAGGUGGGCAUCCUGGACGCCGGAGGUCUGCGGACGCUGCUGCGAGAGCGCGCGGCGCAGUGCCUGUUGCUGGACUGCCGCUCCUUUUUCGCGUUCAACGCCGGCCACAUCGCCGGCUCGGUCAACGUGCGCUUCAGUACCAUAGUGAGGCGCCGGGCCAAGGGCACCAUGGGCCUGGAGCACAUUGUGCCGAACGCCGAGCUGCGCGGCCGCCUGCUGGCCGGAGCCUACCACGCCGUGGUGCUGCUGGACGAGCGCAGCGCGGCCCUGGACGGCGCCAAGCGCGACGGCACCCUGGCCCUGGCGGCGGGCGCGCUCUGCCGCGAGGCGCGCGCGGCGCAAGUCUUCUUCCUCAAAGGAGGAUAUGAAGCGUUUUCGGCUUCCUGCCCGGAGCUCUGCAGCAAACAGUCAACCCCCAUGGGGCUUAGCCUUCCCUUGAGUACCUGUGUUCCUAACAGCGCAGAAUCUGGAUGCAGUUCCUGCAGCACCCCGCUGUACGAUCAGGGUGGCCCAGUGGAGAUCUUGCCCUUUUUGUACCUGGGCAGUGCCUAUCAUGCUUCCCGAAAGGACAUGCUGGAUGCCUUGGGCAUCACUGCCUUGAUCAAUGUUUCAGCCAAUUGUCCUAACCAUUUUGAGGGUCACUACCAAUACAAGAGCAUCCCUGUGGAGGACAAUCACAAGGCGGACAUCAGCUCCUGGUUCAACGAGGCAAUUGACUUCAUAGAUUCCAUCAAGAAUGCUGGAGGAAGGGUAUUUGUCCACUGCCAGGCAGGCAUCUCCCGGUCAGCUACCAUCUGCCUUGCUUACCUCAUGAGGACUAACCGAGUGAAGCUGGAUGAGGCCUUUGAGUUUGUGAAGCAGAGGCGGAGCAUCAUCUCCCCUAACUUCAGCUUCAUGGGCCAGCUGCUGCAGUUUGAGUCCCAGCUCCGCAGUGCUUGGCCUAGCGCGUGGCACGCGAUAAAUGGUGAGCUUUGGGGGAAUGAAUCUUGCUCGAGGCAAUGGUGGAAGGAAGGGUUGGCGGCUUCGGCCCCAGGCUGGAACAGCGGCUACUGCGGGGAUGGUGGGCGGUGGCACGGGACGAGGUGGGGCUCCCUGGAGGCCAAUCGGAGCCCAGCACUCAGCUGGGCCACGCCCCUGCCGCGCCCCCGACCACGUCCCCGCCCCGGUCUCGCCAGGCCCCAGCGCCGCGCGUCACUCGCAGGCCGCCAGAGGCGUGCGCAGCCGCCCAGCUCCCGGAAGUGCGCCGGAGCCGGCGCCGCGGCCCGAGGUGAGCGCGUGGGCUGGGUAGGCCCGGCUGCUGGCGUCCUGGGUCAGGCCCGGCGCCGACCGCGUCCGCUCGAGCCUCGGCCGGUUCCCUGGGAGCGGCGACGGGGUCUGCUGACGCGCGCGCCCGUGCGCCUGAAAGCGCGUUCGCGGGCGGCGCGGCGAGCGCAGCGGGAGGGGCGGCCCAGGCUUGCGUGGACUCGGCGCGUGAGGACGCCAGGCCGCCGACUCUGCGUGCCUGCGCCAGUGGGCGGUGCCGGGUGCGCCUGCCGGUCCCGCACGGGGACGGAGAACCGGAGGCCCAGCGGCCCCCCCCCCCAGGACAGAGAAAAUCUCAGGAGGAGGGAUCCUCAGGGGAUGACGUGGGGUCUCUCUCCAGCCAGGGUGCUGUCGACGUUGGAGGGCGCCGGGUGGAGACAGUUUCUCUUUAACUCUGCCCUGGUCUUGGGCACUAAUGCUGGUUACUGCCCCAGCCCUUUGUGA
Molecule: messenger RNA, 2008 nt
Organism: Heterocephalus glaber (naked mole-rat)
Lineage: Eukaryota; Metazoa; Chordata; Mammalia; Rodentia; Bathyergidae
Source: RefSeq, a predicted model, not a curated record